AUGAAAGGUACCCGAAUCGUGCUGGGAAGUGUGACUCUGCACAAUAUUAAGCAGCUGAAGAGAUUACACCAAGUCAUCUUUCCAGUCAGCUACAAUGACAAGUUCUAGGACGUGUUGUUGGUUGGUGAACUAGCAAAACUUGCCUCCUUCACUGAUAUUGCAGUCGCUGUGGCGUGCUGUAGGGUGGAUCAUUCACAGACUCUGAAGAGACUUUAUAUCGUGACACUAGGCUGUCUGGCACCAUACCGAAGGCUAGGAACAGGAACUAAAAUGUUAAAUCAUGUCUCAAACAUCUGCGAAAAAAGGGGGGCACUUGACAGCAUCUAUCUGCAUGUCCAGAUCAGCAAUGAGUCGGCAGUUGACUUCUACAGGAAGUUUGGUAUUGAGAUUAUUGAGACAAAGAACUGCUGUAAGAGGACAGAACCCGCAGGUGCUCAUGUGCUGCAGAGAAACCUCGAAGUCCCUUCUGGCCAGAAAGCAGGUGUGCAAUGUGCAAACGACAGACAGCUGAACAGAUUACAGAGGAACGUCGUUGCACUUCACAAAUACAAGAGAGGUCCUUCGAACCUGCUGUGUCCUCCCCAGAAUGCUUUUAUCCUGUGCUCCCUGUCCCCUACUUCCAUGCCCUUUUUGCAGGAUGCAGCUUGA
This is a messenger RNA of Rhinolophus ferrumequinum (greater horseshoe bat), 648 nucleotides long. Its product is annotated as N-alpha-acetyltransferase 50-like. Gene Ontology annotation, cellular component: NatA complex. Gene Ontology annotation, molecular function: acyltransferase activity, transferring groups other than amino-acyl groups. Gene Ontology annotation, biological process: mitotic sister chromatid cohesion. Lineage: Eukaryota; Metazoa; Chordata; Mammalia; Chiroptera; Rhinolophidae. The record is from RefSeq and is a predicted model, not a curated record.